Aspergillus calidoustus is the source of this 339-nucleotide messenger RNA. The record is from the annotation of a GenBank genome assembly. Lineage: Eukaryota; Fungi; Ascomycota; Eurotiomycetes; Eurotiales; Aspergillaceae.
AUGGCUGCCACUCAAACCACCAACUCCGAAUUUCCUUACUCCCUCACAAUCUCCCUCCCCCUCCCAAGCAACCGACUCGCCUCGUCCGCCCUCCGCGCCCUCGAAGUCGACGCCGAACUUUCUCCGCUAGUCCGACGAGAUUUCACACUAAAAAGUCCCAGUUCCCAGAAUCAAGCAGACGGUGACAAAGCCAAGACUGUCCUUGAGACGACCUACAGAGCGACGACGAACCGCAUGCUAAGGGUCGCCGUGAACGGCUUCAUGGAGAGUCUAGGCGUUGUUCUUGGAGUUAUGGAAGAAUUGGAUGUGGAUGUUCUCGAGGAGGAGAGCAAAGAAUGA